UACUACAUCAUGGGAGUUUAGUUAGUCCAUUUAUGAUUGUGAUUCCAAUGACUUUCAAAUAUGAUUAUAACUUUUAUCAUAAACGAAUUAAAUCCCCCUUUAAAUACACUUUUGUGAAUAAUAUGCACAGUCACGUCACAUCAACAACACUGCACUGACUAUGCUCGAACCGGUGCCAUUUGGUGGUCAAUCAUAUACCGGUACGGUACGGCGUACGGUAUACGGUACGGUAGUUCUGAUAUCGCGAUCGCGAUGUGACUGCAGCCAUAACACUGGAUCAAGCUAUCCUCCGAUGAAGGGUCAAUAACAGGAGCCAAACCUUUAUUCAAUAAUUCAAGAGUGCGGCUUCUGUUAGUGUUAGAAUCAUGGAUUAUCGCAGAUCAGCAGCCCUUUUGUCCGUGGUUGUUAUUUUGACACUGUCUGUCCUUGAAUUCCUACCGAUACUUCAAUCCUCAGAUGACUUACGUGAUGUAAGGAGUGUAGGUAAAGGGAACUCAUCCCAAGCUGAUGUUCAAUCCUUCUCAGCUCUGGACUAUGUCAUCUUUUCAGCUAUGCUACUUGUUUCCACUGCUACUGGCUUGUAUCAUGCAUUUUCUGGUGGCGGACAAAAAACUACAGCAAAGUUCUUGAUGGCCGAUCGCAGCAUGUACAGCAUCCCUGUGGCAAUCAGUGUACUAGCAUCCUACGUCUCAGCCAUCACCAUUCUAGGUAUCCCAGCAGAGAUCUUUAUCUAUGGAAUACAAUAUUGGAUGGUUAUCUUUAGUUUCUUCAUCACCAUUCCUGUCACUGCCUUGGUCUUCAUACCAGUAUUUCAUGGUCUAGGUGUCACCAGUGCAUAUGAGUAUCUUCAUAAAAGAUUCAGUAUGUCUGUCAGGAUUGGAUGUGCUCUUCUAUUCAUUCUUCAGACAUUAUUUUACAUGGCUAUUGUUCUGUAUGCUCCAGCACUGGCAAUCAAUGCAGUGACCAAGUUUCCCAUACCAGCUACAGUACUAUUGACAGGUGUAUUAUGUUCCAUUUAUACUGCUCUGGGAGGUAUUAAAGCAGUGAUUUGGACUGAUGUGUUCCAGUUCUUGAUCUUGUUUGGUUCCUUAUUGACUGUGGUAAUAUUAGGGACCAUUCAAGCUGGUGGGAUGGUCUAUGUAUGGAACUACAACAAAGAUAAGGGCCAUCUUAACUUCUUUGAACCAUCAGCUAGUUUGACCCAACGAGAAACCUUCUGGGGUCUUUUGAUUGGUGGUGCAUUCAAUAGCCUUCCUCUAUGGGCUGUAAGCCAGACUGCUGUACAAAGAUUCCUUACCUCAAAGACACUCAAAGAAGCUAAAAGAUCAGUGUGGUAUGGAUUACCAGGGAAUAUCAUAAUGAUUACAAUCGUUGCUCUGUGUGGAUUAGUUCUAUUUGCAUAUUACAAUGAUGGUAUGACACACCUACAGCCAGCGAUUAAUCACACUUAUCCAAAUGGUAGUGAUGGUCAUCCAGUACACUAUACUCCAAAGUAUUCUACUCCAGAUCAGAUAUUAAUCUACUUCGUGAGCAUAGAGUUUGGUCAUAUUCCUGGUAUGCAGGGCCUCUUUGUAGCCUGCUUAUUUGCUGGCACUUUAAGUACUAUAGCAUCUGGUUUGAAUGCCUUGGCUGCUGUAACUCUGAUUGAUAUAAUCAAACCAUGGAGACAUUUUAGGACAGGUCAGGUUGAAUCAGUUGGAAUAGGAACGGCUGUUAAUAAUCCUUCACAAGAUUUUAAAGACACAGUUCUAUCAAAAGUACUAACUUUUGUAUAUGGAGUUGGUGCUAUUGGUCUUGCGUUUGUUGCCAGUAAGAUGGGUUCACUAGUUCAGAUGGCUAACACUGUACUGGGAGCAUUAGGAGGACCAAUCCUAGGCGUGUUUACAUUAGGAGUUCUUUAUAAAAGAUGUAAUACAGGUGGAGCAUUGCUUGGUAUGUUAGUAGGAACAUAUUUGAGUCUUUGGAUUACAAUAGGAGCAUUGACUCAUCAGGGUGAUAAUGGUUAUAUCCAAGAAGAUGCAUUCUGGUUAUAUAGGGUGUCUUUCUUAUGGUAUAGCAUGUUUGCAACAACUAGUACCUUUGUUGUUGGUGUUAUUGUAAGUGAAAUCAUUCGUCUAGCCAUCGUUGAUGAAAGGUAUAAGAGAGUGGAUCCAUUGUUACUAGCAACAUUUCUAAGACCCAAAGGAUGGCACAAGAGUAUAUCAGCUACAGAGAGCCAUGAUCCUGGUGUUCGUAUUGGUGAUACUAUCAUCACUCGUCUUAAUGAUGAUGAUAUCGUAGUGGACGAAGAAGAGCCUCUUAUUGAUAGCAUGGAUGAUCAAAAUGUACAUGAAAUGGAAAACGUUGGUGAUAACAUGUGAAUAUAUUUUUGCUAUUUCUAUUCUGUUUAUGUUGCUUUUUAUAACGGGUAGAGUGAUGGCAAAGUCAAAGCCCAUAUCCUUUAUUUGAGGAUAUAUAUGAGUAUGGCAAGCUUGAUGUAUAACCAUGAUGUGUUUUGUUUAUAAAACAGACACAUUACGAGGCAGUGAUCUUUGGCAAGGUAAAUUUUCACCACGUUAUUGGUUGCAUAGAGAUUUAUAAAAAAACAAUAUUUCAAACCAGAAUAUUAUGUGGGCAUUCUCAUGAGUGAAGGUACCUCCCGAAACCAAGUUUAAUAUGCUUGAUUAUGGGAAAUGUCAGCCAACAAUGCUUGAUAAUCUGUCUUGGUUGCUUGAUUGGCCUUAAAGAAGUGUAUUACAAUCAUAUAACUUUAUUGCUAGUGAGCCAACAUAACCAAGAUUGCUGACUGAAACUCAUCAAGUUUAGUGACAAGUUUAAAACAAGUGCUUGAUAAUUAUUCUCUGAGCAAAGUGGUACAUCUCACAUAGUGAAAUUGUGGAAAUUUCAUAAUUUGCUUUGAAUCUUGAAGUUCUAAGUAACUUAACCAAGGGAUCCUCUUUUGUUGAUGGUUUUGGCAUAUAACCAUAUUCUAACUUAAGAAAUCUAGACUGUUAAAAGCCUUAACCUCAUGGUCUCUUUACACACUGGCUGAAGUUUAUAAACUGAAAUGUAUGAAAUUAAAAUAAAAAAUUCUGACAUGUACUAUUAUCUUUCAUCAAUUUUUUCCCAAGAAAUUCCUUUUGUACAGAAGAGUGAAGUAAUCAUAAUAAUGUUCUAUUUUUAAAAUCUCUUUUAAGCACUUUAUAACGAUACAUUAGAAAAACAUCUCUAUGUUGUGGAUAAUAUUUCUUGUAAUUAUGAAACAAAAGUAAAUUAUUUACUAGUCUUCAGGAUUCCAUCGAGGUUAGUUGACGUCAGACAUGAAAAACAAGAAAGUACUACCACAUUCAUCUUAGGCUACUGUCCACUUUAGGACAUCAGCUAGCUGUUUGACUAAGUAUGAUGUCUCAUUUGAAAGUAUAUUUGGAUUGCUUAUAUAUGUGUUAUUGUAUAAAUAUUACUGAAAUACUGCCCUUUUAUUUUACAUGCAUAUAGGACUUGACAUUCCUUUGCCCCCCCCCCAAAAAAAAAUAGAUAAAAUCUACUUUGUCAUUCAUAUUAUGAUUCAUAGUAUUUAAUAAUGAUGAUGAUGUUGAUGAAGAAGAUGAAAAUCAAUUAAUAAUAAUAAUGAAAAUAAUGAUGUAUGUGACAGUUUGAUCAUCCAGUGGAAUCAAAAGAUAAGUUAAUUGCUUUGUUUGAUAUCGGAAAUAACUUAUAAAUAAUAUUAUUACUUGCUUAUAUAGCACUCAAUACCUGUUUAUAGGAAUGCUCUUUGUGCUCUUCUAUGAUGGAACAUAAUUACCAGAGUGUAUAUUUCUUAACCAGACAGACUUUGAGGCACACUGGAGAAUGCUUUCUAUCAACAUAAUACACAGCACAAUGCAUUGUCAUUUCAUGCAUACCCCAGAUAUUGAUUAAUGAUGUGACUUUAUAUGAAACAAGGAUAUUAACGGAUGGAGAGAUAACACAAACAUAAUUACCAGAGUGUAUAUUUCUCAAUUAUCAGAGUGUAUGUAUAUUUCUCUAUCAGACAGACUUUGAGGCACACUGGAGAAUGCUUUCUCUCAACAUAAUACACAGCGCAAUGCACUGUCAUUUCAUGCAUACACCAGAUAUUGAUUAAUGAUGUGAGUUUAUAUGAAACAAGGAUAUUAACAGACGGAGAGAUAAAACAAGAUGAUUAAUUGCUCGAAUUUAAAUUGAUGUCAUUCGUUCAGUUGUACAGUUAGUUUCUUAGUCUGGAAUACAACAACUACAUGUACAUUACAUCUAACCAAAGUAUUACAAUUUUAAUAAACAGAUAUUAUGACAUGAAAUUAUUAUUGACAUACAGACUGAAGAAAUAUGAUUUCAGAAUGCUGAAAGAUUAUAUGAAUAUCUGGAAUUUUUAUAUUCAGUACUUAUUUUGUCCUAGAUAUGUACAUGGAGAAAGAGGGGGGGGGGGUUUAAUUUCAAUUAUUACUUAAAUCACACCUAAAUUCCCAGUUUACCUCCACAUUGGUCACAUCAUGCUCAUGUGACACGCUCAAUUGUGUACCUUGGCCCUUGAAGUAUGAUUUGUAAGCCUGACCAAACUCUUUAUUAAACACCCCUACUUUAUGCAGUCGGAUGUAUCAUGUAUUUAUUUAUAUUAAUGAAAUCCAGGAUCUAAAUUACAAAUUGAAAGGGGCAAGGCCAUUCUUUUCUUAAAACUUUAAGGAAAGGGGAGACAUUGCUCACUUUAGUGCGCAUUGAAGGCCGUUGAAAAGGGCAUCAGUAGUAAAAUGUACUUUUCAGUAAUAAAACUCUAUUAUUUAUCAAUCAUAAAUAUGGACUCCUGUGACACAUUCACUGGAUUACCACAGG
Messenger RNA from Lytechinus variegatus (green sea urchin), 4824 nucleotides. RefSeq names its product sodium-dependent multivitamin transporter-like. The transcript is spliced from 16 exons. Lineage: Eukaryota; Metazoa; Echinodermata; Echinoidea; Temnopleuroida; Toxopneustidae. Gene Ontology annotation, biological process: sodium ion transport; transmembrane transport. The record is from RefSeq and is a predicted model, not a curated record. Gene Ontology annotation, molecular function: symporter activity. Bases 366 to 2360 code for a protein of 664 amino acids. Gene Ontology annotation, cellular component: membrane.